AUGGAUAAUGAAUUGAAAGAUUUAGAGUUAGAUGACAGUAAUGAUAGUGAUCAAGUUCAAGAUGAAUAUGAUUAUAAUAAAAGCGAUACAGUCGAUUUUAGAUCCAAACAAAUUCCUCAGCAAUCUGCAUUACCACCCUUAAAUUCAAAAAAUGAAAGAAACACAUUUAGAGAAUCAAUGACUGUAUCAAAACAAAAUAUUGGCUCAUAUGUUAUGGGUGACCUAUUAGGGAAAGGUGGCUUUGGUGAUGUAUUUAAAGGUUUAAAUACAUUAACUGGUGAUUGGGUUGCAAUUAAAAGAUUUUCAAAAUCAAAAAUAUUAAAGGAUCAACAUUCUUCUGUUUCAACCGAAUUUGAAUUAUUACAAAGAUUAAAUCAUGAAUGUGUAGUUAGAAUUUUAGGUAAAGAGGAAGAUGAAAAAUAUAUUUAUAUCUUUUUGGAAUAUAUGGAAAAUGGAUCAUUAUCAACUAUUUUAAAUAAUUUUGGUACAUUUCCAGAAACUUUAGUUUGUACAUAUAUGGAGAAUGUUUUAAGAGGUUUGGUUUAUUUACACAGCGAAGGUGUAAUUCAUAGAGAUAUUAAAAGUGGUAACAUUUUAAUAAAUAAAAAUCAAGCAAAGCUUUCAGAUUUUGGUGUUUCUGCGGAAUUAAAAGAAUCUGAUAAAAGAUACUCUGUAGUGGGUACACCAUAUUGGAUGGCACCAGAGGUUAUUGAAAUUUCAGGACAUUGUCAAGUUUCAGAUAUUUGGAGUGUAGGUUGUACAAUUAUAGAGUUAAUUACAAGUUAUCCACCAUAUUUUGAUUUAAAUCCAAUGUCUGCAAUGUUUAGAAUUGUUCAAGAUGACCACCCACCACUCCCAAAGAACAUAUCGAAAGAGUUGAGGGAUUUUUUAGGUAGAUGUUUUGUUAAAUCUGUAGAAGAAAGAGCAACAGCAAAGGAAUUAUUAAGUCAUGAGUGGAUUACAAAAAAUAGAACCAAUAUAAUAAACCAUCAAAGAAAUACAUCAAAAUCAGGCAGUGGUAAUUUUAUAAUACCAAAUAUAACCAUAAUGAAUGAAUCAGGAAAUGGUUCACCAAAUAGCAAUAACGAUAGUGAUAGUGAAAAUACAAAUAGUUUAGGUAUAUCAAAUCAAAGUUCAAGAUCAUCAUCAUUUAUUGGUAAUGACGACGAAAGUGACUCAAAAUCACAAACCAUUGUAGCAUUUAAAUCAAGUUCAUCAACACCAACAAACAGCGGUACUAGUGGUGUAAGUGAAAUUGAAUACAAUAAGCAACAAAUGGAAUUGAAAUUAUUAAAAUUCAGGGUAGCAGAAUUAGAAAAAGAACUAAACGAUGGAUCAGAAAAACUAAAAGAGUCAGAAACGAAAUAUAAAGAAAUUUUAUUAAGCUCAAUGCAUUAUAUUUAUAUUGUAGACAGUACAAUGAACUUAUCAGGCAACCAAAUCAAACCAAAUAUAUCCAAUGAAAUAAAUCAUCUAUGUAAAAUAAUGAGGGAACAAAUCGAAACAGAAUAUUAUAGUGCCUAUCCAGACCGUGACUUGGUACCAAGGUUUAUUCAGCGUAGGUUCACAAGAGAUUCAUUUGAACUAAUGAACAAUAUCCCCAAAAAAGCAUUAGAGGCUCAAAAAAGAAGAGAAAAAGAACAAGAAAAAUUAGAAAAGAAAAAACAAAAAGAAAAAGAAAAGCAAAAAGACAAAAAGAAACUUUCUGAUGAAAAUAAUUCAAAUACAACAAAUCAAAACUCUGCGUUUUACGCUUCACCAAUAACGCCACUGUCUCCAAACUCUUCCAAACCAAAUUUUAUUAAAAGAACAAUUUCAAAAAAUUUUAAUGAUUAA
Dictyostelium purpureum is the source of this 1836-nucleotide messenger RNA. RefSeq lists its product as uncharacterized. The transcript is spliced from 5 exons. Bases 1 to 1836 code for a protein of 611 amino acids. Gene Ontology annotation, molecular function: protein kinase activity; ATP binding. The record is from RefSeq and is a predicted model, not a curated record. NCBI's taxonomy places the organism in Eukaryota, Evosea, Eumycetozoa, Dictyosteliales, Dictyosteliaceae. Gene Ontology annotation, biological process: protein phosphorylation.